AUGCGGGUGGCCAAGUGGCUGACGGGGCUGCUGUACCAGCUCUCGCUCUUCAUCACCAGGUCUUGGGAAGUUCACUUCCACCCCAGGCAAGAAGCCCUGGUGAGGACACUAGCCUCCUACGAAGUGGUGACCCCAGCGCGGGUCAAUGAGUUCGGAGAAGUGUUCCCUCAGAGCCGUCACUUCAGCCGCAAGAAACGCAGCUCCGGGGCGCUGGAACCCACGCCAUUCAGGACCCACUACCGCAUCCGCGCCUAUGGGCAGCUCUUCCAGCUGAACCUGAGCGCCGACGCAGCCUUUCUGGCCGACAGCUACACCGAGGUGCACUUGGGGACCCCAGCGCUCGAGGCCCAGGAGCGCGACGCGGCGCCAGCAGACCUGCGCCACUGCUUCUACCGCGGCCAGGUCAACGCGCGGGAGGACCACACCGCGGUCUUCAGCCUGUGUGGAGGCCUGAUGGGAACAUUUAAAGCACAUGAUGGUGAAUAUUUCUUAGAACCUGUAGUGCAGGCAGAUGGGAGUGAACAUGAAGACGAUCACAAUAAGCCACAUCUUAUUUACAGACAAGAAUUAAAGAGGAACUCUCUUCUGCAAUCUCGUAAGCCCUGUGAAGUUUCAGAAAGUCAAAUAAAGUCAACCACUUUAUCCUUUCAUAACUAUAGCAACGUGAAUGAAGAUCUUAACACAAAGAAAGAAAUGAUUUUAGGAUACCCAUCAAAAAAUACAUCAUUGGAAGAUGAAAGAAGUCAAUUACAUUCCAGGAAAAAACGUUUUUUAUCAUACCCAAGAUAUGUGGAAGUUAUGGUUACAGCUGAUGCUAAAAUGGUUGAUCAUCAUGGACAGAAUUUGCAGCACUAUGUACUAACGCUAAUGUCAAUUGUUGCAGCAAUCUACAAGGACUCAAGUAUUGGGAAUCUUAUAAACAUAGUAAUCGUAAAGUUAAUUGUAAUUCACAAUGAACAGGAAGGACCAGUCAUCAAUUUUAAUGCAGCUACCACAUUACACAACUUCUGUUUAUGGCAACAAACUCAGAAUGUUCCUGAAGAUAGUCACCCUUCCCACCACGACACUGCUGUUCUGAUCACUAGGGAAGACAUUUGUGGAGCUAGAGAGAAAUGUGAUACAUUAGGAUUGGCAGAAUUAGGUACACUGUGUGAUCCUUUACGGAGCUGCUCCAUUAGUGAAGAAAACGGACUCAGCGCUGCCUUUACUAUUGCCCAUGAGCUUGGGCAUGUAUUUAAUGUUCCACAUGAUGAUAGUUUUAAAUGUAAAGAGGCUGGAAUUAAACAUCAGUAUCAUGUAAUGGCUCCAACUUUAAAUUACCACACAAGUCCUUGGACCUGGUCAAAAUGUAGUCAGAAAUAUAUCACUGAAUUUCUAGAUACUGGUCAUGGGGAAUGUCUUCUUGACAAACCAAAUGGAAGGAUAUACGACCUAUCUUCACAGCUUCCUGGACUGAUGUAUGACGUAAACAAGCAAUGUGAACUUAUGUUUGGUCCUGGAUCACAAGUGUGUCCCUAUUUGAAACAGUGCAGGCGUCUCUGGUGCACAAGCACAGAAGGAGUUCACAAAGGCUGCCGCACUCAACACAUGCCACUGGCAGAUGGGACAAACUGUGGUCCUGGGAUGCAUUGCCACCAUGGGCUAUGUGUAAAUAAAGAAAUGGAAACACGUCCUGUAGAUGGUGAAUGGGGACCAUGGGGACCUUACAGUUCUUGUUCAAGAACAUGUGGAGGUGGAAUCAAAAGCACAACCAGGCUCUGUAAUCGUCCCGAGCCAAGAAACGGAGGAAAGUACUGUGUGGGCCGCCGGAUGAAAUUUCGCUCAUGUAAUACUGAUUCAUGUCCAAAAGGCAAGCAAGACUUUCGAGAGAAGCAGUGCUCUGAUUUUGACGGUAAACAUUUCAACAUCAACGGUCUUUCCCCUAAUGUGAGGUGGCUUCCAAAGUACAGUGGGAUUGCCAUAAAAGAUCGUUGUAAACUCUAUUGUCGGGUUGCUGGAACCACUAACUUUUACCAGUUGAAGGACAGGGUUGCUGAUGGUACUCCUUGUGGAACUGAAACUAAUGACAUCUGUGUUCAAGGCCUGUGUCGGCAAGCUGGCUGUGAUCACGUGCUGAACUCCAAGGCGAAGAGAGACAAAUGUGGAGUGUGUGGUGGGGACAACUCUUCCUGUAGGACAAUGGCAGGUAUCUUCAACAGUGCUCAUUAUGGUUAUAAUGUUGUUGUAAAGAUUCCCGCAGGAGCAACAAACAUUGACAUUCUUCAGCACAGCUAUUCUGGAAAACCAGAAGAUGACAAUUAUCUUGCAUUGUCUGACACUCAAGGGAAUUUUCUUUUGAAUGGUCAUUUUGUUGUGAGUAUGUCAAAAAAAGAAAUCAAUGUACAAGGAGCUAUUUUUGAAUACAGUGGUUCAAACAACUCAAUUGAAAGAAUUAAUAGUACUGAUCGACUAGAGGAAGAGCUUAUUUUGCAGGUGUUGUGUGUGGGUAAUUUGUACAACCCCGAUGUACAUUAUUCCUUCAGUGUCCCUGUAGAUGAGAGGGAUGACCAUUUCACCUGGGAUCCAUAUGGACCGUGGCAAGACUGUACCAAAAUGUGUCAAGGUCUUCAUAGAAGAAAAAUUACCUGCAUACAGAAGAGUGAUCGAAUGGUUGUGUCUGAUCAAAGGUGUGACCACUUGCCACUUCCAUUGUUUCUUACUGAAAGGUGCAAUACAGACUGUGAACUAAGGUGGCACAUCAUUGGCAAAAGCGAAUGCUCAUCCCAUUGUGGUCCAGGGUAUCGGUCCUUGGAUGUCCAGUGCAUGAAGUAUUCCACUCACAAAGGACACACCAUCCCAGUAGACGGCCACUAUUGUGCAGACCAACUUAAACCUCCUACCCGAGAACCAUGCCAUGGUGACUGUGUGUUAACAAGAUGGCAUUAUUCAGAAUGGUCCCAGUGCUCCAGGAGUUGCGGAGGAGGAGAAAGGUCUCGAGAAUCUUACUGUAUAAAUAAUUUUGGCCACCAUCUUGCUGACAGAGAAUGCCAAGAACUUUCCCAAUUGACAGUAGAAAAUUGCAACGAGUUUUCCUGUCCAAGUUGGGCUACUAGUGAGUGGAGUGAGUGUCUCGUUACAUGUGGAAAAGGAACAGAGCAGCGGCAAGUAUGGUGUCAGCUGAAUGAGGAUCACUUGAGUGACGGCUUCUGUAAUCCAAGCACUGAACCUGAAUCUCUGCGGCCAUGUGAGCUCCAUCCAUGUGCUUCCUGGCAAGUAGGACCAUGGGGUUCUUGCACAGCCACCUGUGGACAUGGACAUCAGAUACGUGCUGUUCAAUGUGUCAGUGAGCUUCUCAGCGUAGUGUUAGAUGACACCACGUGCCAUGGAGCCAGUCGCCCGAGGGACAGGCAGGACUGUGUCGUUACACCUUGUCCAGUUGUUUCUGAAAUUGGGGCCACUUCAUUACCAGCUGUUCCCACAGGAAAGAUAGCACAAUGGCGACAUGGUUCUUGGACUCCGUGCUCUGUGUCUUGUGGAAGUGGUAGUCAAGCCCGCUACGUAAGCUGUCGUGAUGCUCAGGAUGGAAUAGCGGAUGAAUCAUAUUGUACCCACUCACCCCGACCUGCUGAAAUAUCUCCCUGUUUCAGCCCCUGUGGAGAGUGGCAAACAGGAAAUUGGUCACCUUGUUCAGCUUCCUGUGGACGUGGAAAAACAACUCGGCAAGUUUUUUGCAUCAACUACCAUCAGCCUAUUGAUGAGAAUUACUGCGACCCUGGAGUGCGCCCUCUGCUAGAAGAGGAAUGUAACUUGGCAGAAUGCCUGCCCACAUACAGCCACUUCCCCAGUUCCUCUGAGGAGCCAAGCCAUUUCCCAGGCAGGAAUUUUCCAUUAACUCACAAACCUAAAGAUAAUCAAAAUCAGGGGGUCCAUUCGUCAGCCAGAGGAAACCAAUGGAGAACAGGACCUUGGGGAUCAUGCUCUAGCAGCUGUGCUGGAGGUCUUCAGCGCAGGGUGGUGGUCUGCCAGGAUGAACACGGGCGCAGUGCCAGUCACUGUGACGCAGCCUCCAGGCCCCCAGAGUCCAGGCACUGUGAUUCAGGACCUUGUCCACGGUGGAACUUCGGAAGCUGGGGAGAAUGUACACAAACAUGUGGAGGAGGAAUAAAAUCAAGAUUUGUAAUUUGUCAGUUUCCCAAUGGCCAGAUGUCACAAGAGCACAACUGUGAGGUGUUAAACAAGCCACCUAGUGUAGUGCAGUGCCAAGUGCACGCGUGUCCUGAUGGUGCAGCAUGGCAUCGGGGACCGUGGAAAUCGUGCUCAGCUUCUUGUGGUAAAGGCAUAAAGUACCGGGAGGUGCUUUGCAUUGACCAAUUCCAAGGGAAAUUAGAAGAACAAUACUGCAGUCAUCUACAGAAACCUCCAACUCACAAGGCCUGUAGGUCUGUCAGAUGCCCUUCAUGGAAAGCCAACAGAUGGAAGGAGUGUUCUGUGACCUGUGGCCCCGGAGUUCAGCAAAGGGACGUGUACUGCAGACUGAGAGGUGUUGGGCCAGUCGCUGACAAAAUGUGCGAUCCGUCCACCCAGCCUUAUUUUCAGAGGCAAUGUUGGCAUCAGGACUGCGUGCGGUACGGGUGGAUAGCAGGAGAGUGGCUGGAUUGUUCAACAUCAUGUAAGAAAAAAGAGACACAUCGGCCAGUGAAGUGCGUCGAUGCACAAAACACCCAAGUGAAUGAAAGUUUCUGUGAUCCUUCAACCAGACCUAUCUCAAUCAAAAAAUGCAAGAACCCUCCCUGCAAGUAUAUUGUGGUAACGGGAGACUCAUCACAGUGUGCAGGUAACUGUGGAUUUAGUUAUCAACAAAGGGUUACAUACUGCGUUGAGAUCCGUCCUACUAAGAAACAGAAGCUCCAUCAGCUUUGGCCGAUAGACUACCGAGAAUGCCCUGUGAUGCCUUCCUCGCAGGUUCACAAAUGCAGCUUUAGGAGCUGUUUGCAUGUGGCCACUUGGAAAGUUGGCAAAUGGAGCAAGUGCUCAGUGACUUGUGGAAUCGGGAUAACGGAGAGACAAGUGGAAUGCUUGGCUGAAAACGGCCGGUCCAGUGAUUUAUGUUUAAAGCGAUUAAAACCAGAUGCUCAAAAGAAAUGUUAUGUCAAUGACUGUAAAUCAUUUACCACCUGCAAAGAAAUUCAAGUGAAAAACAAUAUUACUAAGAAUGGUGAUUAUUACCUUAACAUUAAAGGAAGAAUAAUAAAGAUCCAUUGUGCAGACAUGCACUUGGAGAACCCCAAGGAAUAUUUACCACUGGUCAAAGGUGAAGACAACUUUUCUGAAGUGUAUGGCCUUAGGCUACGAAAUCCCUAUGAAUGUCCUUUUAAUGGAAGUAGGAGGCAAGACUGUGAAUGUAAAAAUGAUUACGUGGCUGCUGGAUACACAGUUUUCAGCAAAAUAAGAGUUGAUCUCAAUUCCAUGCAGAUUAAAACUACAGACCUUCUUUUUUCCCGGACAGUAUUUGGAAAGGCAGUUCCGUUUGCCACAGCUGGAGAUUGCUACAGUGCUGCCAGAUGCCCACAGGGACAGUUCAGCAUUAACUUGGCAGGAACUGGGGUGAAGAUAUCCAGCACAGCCAGGUGGCUUGCUCAGGGGAGCUACGCCUCUGUCAUCAUACACAGAUCACUUGAUGGAACCAAAGUCUACGGAAGUUGUGGAGGGUUCUGUGGAAAGUGUGUUCCUUACAUGACUGCUGGUCUCCCAAUUCAAGUAAUAUGAACAUUCAGAAGAGGGAAGUGUGCCCCAAAGAGAAGAUAUUCUCUGGAACAUACACAUACCUGGUGCUCAUUUUUUUACUCUGCCUUCCUGAGAUUUCCAUAUCUAAAAUGUCUCAGCCAUUAUUUCAGGGUGCUUGUAAGAAUUCAAAUUACUAUUUGCUUUUUUCAAGGUCUUCAGAAUAAGCAAUGAAUGUGUGAUUUUAAUCAGGAUCAUUUUAAAGAACACAAUAAUUUAUGGUAGAGAAUAGAAGGAUAUUUCAAUGAAUUAUACCAAGACAAUGUUGCUGUUAACAGCUCAGACUGGACCACAGUUAUAUUGUACCUAUGAACACACAUGUAAAUCUCUGCUCACUAUUCUACUAUACGAUGAAAUGUUUAUUCUACUUAUUCAAAAGGAGCAAGUAAAUAUUAGGAAACAAACUUAUUCAAAAUUACUUGUAAACAUUAUUGAGUCUAUCAGGUGAACAGCAAAUUAAUAGUUAUAUCAAAAAAGGACAUAGGUGGCUUGGUGCCUGCGGUUCAAGCGGCUAAGGCACCAGCCACAUACACCUGAGCUGGCGGGUUCAAAUCCAGCCCGGGCCCGCCAAACAACAAUGACGGCUACAACCAAAAAAAAAAAAAAAAAAAAACAAAAAAAAACAAAUAGCCGGGUAUUGUGGAAGGCGCCUGUAGUCCCAGCUACUUGGGAGGUGGAGGCAGGAGAAUUGCUUGAGCCCAGGAGUUGGAGUUUGCUAUGAGCUUGAUGCCAUAGCACUCUACCCAAGGCGACAGCUUGAGGCUCUGUCUCAAAAAAAAGAAAAAGGACAUAGGCAUUAUACUUUCUGCUGAUACAGUUUAGAUGCCUUGUUUUAUUUUCCCUUUAAUUUGAAGUUACAGAUUAUGGUGUUUCAAUGUAAAAAACAAAAAAGACCUAAAACUAUGGUACAAAUUUGUAUUAAAAAUGAAUGCUUGGGUUAAAUACUACAUAUGAAAUUUUGUGGGUAGAAUACAGAAAAUAUAUAUUAGAAUUUCAUUCUUAAAAAUCUACCUCUAAUUUGACUGUACUUAUAAAAACAAAGCAUUGUUUUUAUAAAGUUUAUAUUCUAUUUUGCCUUCAUAACUCUUUUAUGUUGGUGUGUAUGUAUAUAUAUUCUUGAAAAAUGUGUUUUCUCAAAUAUGUACUGUAUUUUAUUAAUCAAGUUGAAAGUGAGAAUUCCUGAAAUUUUGAAAUCCUAUUUUGGUAAACACAAAAUUAUAUUUACAUAGGCAAAAAAAUUUAAUACAUUGUAUUAGAGAUGUUUAAGUUAUAUCAGAGGUUUCUCAAAACCAGAACAUAAAAGAGAUUAUAAAACUUAGCUAUUCAAGGAAAAUUCUCAGGUAUUAAAAAAUGUUUUCAUGUGGAUUAUUUAAUCAUGUAUUGUAUAAUAAUAUAAUUUAAAAAGACAGACAAAUAAUAUUUUUCUAUAGCAACCUACUCUAUAAACCAAAAAUCAAACAAAAAGCAAACCAAAUCUACUAAUAGAUUUUUGCUGGUAAAAAUAGUGCACUAGUUUUACCCACAAAGUGUUUUCCUCCCCAAACAUUUAUUAAGGAUAUAUUGUAUCAUAUAAGGUACUAAACCAAUUUUGUGCCAAUGUUGUUUAAAGAAACAUUUGGGGAUCUCUGUAUCAGAAAAGAAGUACUUUGCACUGUGUGCCUUAAACCAGUCACAAACAUUAACACCAAAUGUGUAACAUUUUCCAGGAAUGUUUUCAUUCAUAAUUAAAACCUUAUAAUUUAUAAACA
Messenger RNA from Nycticebus coucang (slow loris), 7508 nucleotides. It is a transcript of the gene ADAMTS20, whose product is annotated as ADAM metallopeptidase with thrombospondin type 1 motif 20. The record is from RefSeq and is a predicted model, not a curated record. Bases 1 to 5745 code for a protein of 1914 amino acids. Gene Ontology annotation, biological process: proteolysis; extracellular matrix organization. Gene Ontology annotation, cellular component: extracellular matrix. Lineage: Eukaryota; Metazoa; Chordata; Mammalia; Primates; Lorisidae. The transcript is spliced from 39 exons. Gene Ontology annotation, molecular function: metalloendopeptidase activity; zinc ion binding.